Nestor notabilis (Kea) is the source of this 386-nucleotide messenger RNA. It is a transcript of the gene MSRB1, whose product is annotated as methionine sulfoxide reductase B1. The record is from RefSeq and is a predicted model, not a curated record. NCBI's taxonomy places the organism in Eukaryota, Metazoa, Chordata, Aves, Psittaciformes, Psittacidae. Gene Ontology annotation, molecular function: peptide-methionine (R)-S-oxide reductase activity. The transcript has 3 exons. The annotation marks the transcript as partial.
AUGUGGGUUGUGGCCACCAAGUCCAGUGCUGACAUCACGGAAUCCUUGGGUGCCAUGUGGGUGCUGCCCCCAGCACUGACCCCUCUCCCACCACCCACCCCAGGCAUCUACGUCUGCGCCAAGUGUGGCCACGAGCUGUUCUCCAGCCGAUCCAAGUAUGAGCACUCAUCCCCGUGGCCAGCCUUCACUGAGACCAUCCAUGAGGACAGCGUGGCCAAGCGCCUGGAGCGGCCGGGGGCUUUAAAGGUGUCUUGUGGCAAGUGCGGCAAUGGACUUGGCCACGAGUUCCUCAAUGAUGGGCCGAAGAGGGGCCAAUCCCGCUUCUGAAUAUUCAGCAGCUCGCUGAGGUUCAUCUCGAGAGUGAGGAUUGAUGGCUGCCUCAAAAG